This is a messenger RNA of Colletotrichum phormii, 987 nucleotides long. RefSeq lists its product as uncharacterized. The record is from RefSeq and is a predicted model, not a curated record. The transcript is spliced from 2 exons. Lineage: Eukaryota; Fungi; Ascomycota; Sordariomycetes; Glomerellales; Glomerellaceae. The coding region runs from base 39 to 527 and encodes 162 amino acids.
GAUAGACUGGAACUCCCCUACUCCCUUCAAUAAUCGACAUGCCAACCCAGACCUUGGUCUGGACUCUCGACCGCUCGGCUCCGCCUGCCAGAUAUUCAACAGCCAACACCAGCAACGUAUUGCCGUUGCGUAAUGUCCCGAAUGUCCCGCACUGCUGGCGAGUGGCCAUCCGUCAUCUUGCCUUCUCUCCCGAAACACCGGCUUUCUUGAAACAUGUCAGUCACGAGUCCGUACGACAAACAUGUCUAUCCAUACAUACAGAUCAGUACGAACUACAAAGUACCUACACACUCACGCCAACUCUCUUUUGUCAUCUGGCUCUUCGAGCUUCCCCGCCGUCGUCAUCCGCCGCAUAUGUUUUUCCUGCUUCAUCAGCAUCGCAACGUUUGAGCCGCCCUUGCACUCGGCUCCAUCACCCUUCAGGCAUCUGCCCAUCUUCUGCAUCGGGCACUCAGGCUCGUUUUCGGCACUGGGAGAGACUUGAGUCUUCGGGCUGGCCAAUGACACUUACACUGCUCGACUGCUGAGUCGUCCUCUACAUAACCAAAUCGUCUCCGGUUCUCCUGCGGAUAUGCUUCCUCCACCACAUCCAUACAUGCAUGGCACGGGUGCCGUAGCGCUGUGGGCCACUCUCACACACCCCAGAUUCCUAACGCCACGACCCAAGGCCUUAAUUAAUCUCGGAGCCAGGGGUCUUUGCUUGGUUUGCUCCAAUCAUACCCCUGCUUUCCUGGUUUCUUUGGUCCUCGUCCCUCUUUGAGAUCCUCGAGUCCCAGACAUUUGAUACCUCCACUCCAAAAUCAGCACUUCGACUCCCAAGACCAGGGCCAGGGACGGGAAAGUGGCCCAGGCGGUGCUCUGAGUCUGGGCCAGCCAGGAUCGAAUGCCCGUCAUGUCAACAGAGAGAAAAAGAGAACUGUGGGCACUUGGAAUGGGAUCCAUCCGAAACUGGGAUCCUCGCCAGUCACGAUUGUCCAGCAAAUGCUA